Siniperca chuatsi (mandarin fish) is the source of this 1381-nucleotide messenger RNA. It is a transcript of the gene setmar, whose product is annotated as SET domain and mariner transposase fusion gene. Gene Ontology annotation, cellular component: nucleus. The record is from RefSeq and is a predicted model, not a curated record. The coding region runs from base 92 to 991 and encodes 299 amino acids. The transcript is spliced from 2 exons. Gene Ontology annotation, molecular function: histone H3K9 methyltransferase activity; zinc ion binding; protein binding. NCBI's taxonomy places the organism in Eukaryota, Metazoa, Chordata, Actinopteri, Centrarchiformes, Sinipercidae.
UGUAAUUAAACUGCCGGAAGCUGUAGCUUCUACAGCCAUGGUUUCUGUACUUCCCAGCUGAUUUGCCGCUGUUUCGUCGGAAAUUUCGGAUAUGAAUAUUAACAGACAUGUUGCGGAUUUGAGCAACGGCCUCGAGAAUGUUCCUGUUUCACUUGAGGGGAGUUCAGCUGCACUGACAUUUCCUGAAUUUCGGUAUUCCCCAGAUAAUAUUCAGGGACCAGGAUGCACUAUUGACCCCAGUGAAGUCACCCUUCCUGGAUGUUCCUGCCUGUCCCACUCCUGCUUCGCUGAGAGCUGCUCCUGCCUGCAGACACAUGGGCAGGCAUACGACAGCACUGGCACACUGCUGAACCUUAGCACAACAGACUCUGGUUUCUGCUCACCUGUGUUUGAGUGUAAUGCCCUUUGCACCUGCAGCGAUGCCUGCUGUAACCGGGUGGUGCAGAGAGGGCUAAGACUCAGGUUGGAGGUUUACAGCACCAAGAACAGGGGCUGGGGAGUACGGGCAUUAGAGGCGAUCCCGCAUGGGACGUUUGUGUGCGAGUAUGCAGGAGAGUUGAUCAGUUUGGAGGAGGCCAGAUGCAGACAGCUUGCCCAGAGAUCUGAGGAAAAUAACUACAUCAUUGCCGUAAGGGAGCAUGCAGGUACGGGCUCCAUCACUGAGACGUUUGUGGACCCUGCCGUGGUGGGAAACGUAGGCCGCUUUCUCAACCACUCCUGCCAGCCCAACCUGUUCAUGCAGCCAGUCCGUGUGCACUCUGUGGUUCCUAGACUGGCGCUGUUUGCUGGACGGAACAUUGAAGCACAAGAAGAGCUGACGUUUGACUACUCAGGAGGAUACAAUAACCAACCUCCCGUAGAGCUGCUGUCCACGCAAAGUGACGCUGCCGUACAGGCCAGGAGGACAGAUGGACUCCAGAGGAAAGAGUGCCACUGUGGUGCCAACAACUGUGUUCGGUUCCUUCCGCUGGAUUUAUCUAUUCUCAACUGAAAUAAUCUUAAGUAAAAUUUCAUCUCACGUUUGUUUUCAUCUGAAUUUCAAGAGGUGAUUUGUUUCUGAAUGAUGGAGAAAAAUUUUUUUGUCAAGCCUUCUGCCUUUUCUCCUGAUUUUCUUUUAAAACUAUGUCUAUUUAGUUAUGUCUUGAUAUAUUUUCAGUUUCCCUGAAAUCUUGGUUAAUUCAGCCUCUCAUUAGAACAAGACAAUGCAACGUGUUAAUGGCUCCAUAAACACAAUCAGCUGGAUGAGUCAUGUCUGUACCCGUCAUUGUUUCCUGUUUACUCCCCGGUGUCUCCUGCUCUGCCACUGUCUCCCACUCAAUGUAAGAGGAUGCAAUUAAAACAAAAUCUCAAGGCAAGAAAAACAUUUUUCUAAGAGUGUAAA